Molecule: messenger RNA, 1301 nt
Organism: Humulus lupulus (European hop)
Lineage: Eukaryota; Viridiplantae; Streptophyta; Magnoliopsida; Rosales; Cannabaceae
Product: transcription factor FER-LIKE IRON DEFICIENCY-INDUCED TRANSCRIPTION FACTOR-like
Exons: 4
Coding region: 1-1092 (363 amino acids)
Biological process (GO): regulation of DNA-templated transcription
Cellular component (GO): nucleus
Molecular function (GO): protein dimerization activity; sequence-specific DNA binding; DNA-binding transcription factor activity
Source: RefSeq, a predicted model, not a curated record
AUGCUAUCGUAUUCGCCAUCUCCAAACCUCAUUAUGCCAAAUUUUAAUAAGGGUUUGGAGUUGCAUGAUUUCUUCGACUGCACCCACAAUAUUAUUAGUGAAGAUCAGUUUGAGAACCUACUUCGUGGGGCUGAAACUGAUCAAUACCCUUUUGUUAAUUUUGAUCACUGUGGUCUUAUUAAUGGCUUCAUUGAUGAUCAUCAUGAUCCAAUAAUGGGUCCAGGAGACCAUGCGUUUGGUUUCAAUGGAAUUAGUAAUACUACUACUAUUACUGGACCCAUAAUUGAUGAUCCAAAUAUUUCACUCUUCAUGAAUAGUAAUCUUGCUUUGCCAAGUUUUGAUCAUGAGGAAAUAAAAGGAGAUGGCGAUCAAAAUCGUGAUCAUUAUGAAUAUAAUAAUGAUCAAGAUGUAGAAGAUGAUGAUGAGAAUGAUAGGCAAGAGUCUUCUGAAGCCAAUACAGGAACGAGUGCAAAUUUAGCCAAGAAAACCAAGGUGAAAGGCGGUGAUAAAUCCAAAACAUUGAUUUCGGAGAGGAGGAGGAGGGGCAGAAUGAAGGAGAAGCUCUAUGCAUUGCGUUCUUUAGUCCCUUUUAUAACUAAGAUGGAUAAGGCUUCUAUUGUGGGAGAUGCUGUAGUAUACGUGGAAGACCUGAAAAUGCAGGCCAAGAAGUUGAAAGAUGAGAUUGCAAGUCUUGAAACUUCUUUACUUGGGUCACAAAGGUACCAAAAACCAUCCAUUAAUAGUAACCCAACUCAGAUCCAAAGUUUUCAUCCAAAAAACACCAAUCAACUGAUUUUCAAGAAAAUUGCUCAGAUGGACAUGUUUCAAGUGGAGGAGAGAGGGUUUUACAUGAGAUUAGUUUGCAACAAAGUAGAAGGCGUUGCGGCCUCACUUUAUAAGGUUGUUGAAUCGCUUACUAGCUUUAAUGUGCAGACCUCUAACUUGGCUUCGAAGGUCGAUGGAUUUGAACUCACAGUUACUUUACGGGUCAAAGAAACUGUGCAGGAGAUGCACUUGCCAAAUUUGAAGCUUUGGGUGGUUGGAGCCCUUCUCAACCAUGGAUUUGAAUUAAAAUCACCCUUUUCACCUUAAUUAAUCGAUUUUUCAUAAAUAUAUUUAACUUCUCUUUAUUAUAAAUAAAAAAAAAUGCACUUAACUACAUUACUACUUCCACUGAGCAUGAUGGCCUAGCUAGCCCCAGGCUAAGUUUUUUAUUUUUAAUUUUAUAUUGUUAAUAAUGAAGAUUAUCUAGAAAUAAUUUAUGGGUUUACUAUAUUUUGGUUGUAUUGUAUUUAGUUUCU